This is a messenger RNA of Panicum hallii, 967 nucleotides long. RefSeq lists its product as uncharacterized. The transcript has a single exon. Lineage: Eukaryota; Viridiplantae; Streptophyta; Magnoliopsida; Poales; Poaceae. The coding region runs from base 135 to 917 and encodes 260 amino acids. The record is from RefSeq and is a predicted model, not a curated record.
CGACGAUCUAACGUCCUCUACGGAACUCCCAACGAAGCAGCAUCAAAAUGCGAGAGCGAGACACCUGCAGAGACGAGCAAUAACGAAACCUCCAAUCCUAGGAACGAAAGAGCAGCAGGAGAGGAGACCAGGAGAUGCAGCUGGAGAAGGGCUCCCUGGACCUGGUGCUGGUCCCCUGUGGCCUGGUGGUCAUGCUCAGCUACCACCUCCUCCUCCUCUACCGGAUCCUCCGGCACCCCAGCACCACCGUCAUCGGCUACGAGAACCAUAACAAGGCCGCCUGGGUGCGCCGCAUGGUCCGAGCGGCCCCUGACGAGACGGGCCUGGCGCUGAGCGUCAUCUCUGGCAACAUCUCGGCGUCCACCAACCUGGCCUCCCUCUCCAUCGCGCUGGGCUCCCUCAUCGGCGCCUGGAUCAGCAGCACCACCAAGGUGUUCAUGACGGAGCUCGUCUACGGCGAUCGCAGCCAGGCCACGGCCACCGUCAAGUACAUCUCGCUCCUCGUCUGCUUCCUCGCCUCCUUCACCUGCUUCAUCCACUCGGCAAGGUACUAUGUCCAGGCCAGCUUCCUCAUCACCACCCUCAACUCCGACGUGCCGGCAGACUACGUGCAGCACGCCGUCAUCCGGGGCGGCAACUUCUGGUCAAUGGGGCUCCGGGCGCUCUACUUCGCCACCACGCUGCUCAUGUGGAUCUUCGGGCCGAUACCGAUGUUCGCCUGCUCCCUGCUCAUGGUGGUCAUCCUGCACAUGCUGGACACCAACUCCCUGCCCCUGCACCAGCACCAGUUUACGGUUAGGAAGCGGCAUGAGCAGCACAGAGGUUUCACACCUGCUACAAUUGCUGCGAGCCACCCCGGUCCUCAGAAUCCAAUUCUCAGCAACCCAAUCUUGUCACCUGUGACAUUUUUCAGUUGAUAGUGAAAUUGUUUGUUACAAAACCCGAAUGCAAAUGUGAAUUUACAAUA